Molecule: messenger RNA, 633 nt
Organism: Gracilinanus agilis (Agile Gracile Mouse Opossum)
Lineage: Eukaryota; Metazoa; Chordata; Mammalia; Didelphimorphia; Didelphidae
Gene: THAP4
Product: THAP domain containing 4
Exons: 5
Coding region: 34-558 (174 amino acids)
Source: RefSeq, a predicted model, not a curated record
GGGAGCAACCUUGAAGAGCCGGGAGGGAGGGAGAUGCUGAGCAGAGCCCAGAGCCGGGGGCCAGAGACCCCAAAGAUGAGCCCCCUCAUCGAGCCUCUCUCCUGGAUGCUGGGCACCUGGCUCUCCGAGCCCCCCGGGGACGGCGCCUACCCGACCCUGCAGCCCUUUCGCUACCUGGAGGAGGUGCACAUCAGCCACGUGGGCCAGCCCAUGCUGAACUUCUCGUUCAAUGCCUUCCAUCCAGACACCAAGAAGCCAAUGCACAGGGAAUGUGGGUUCAUCCGUCUCAAGCCCGACUCCAACAAGGUGGCCUUUGUGAGCGCCCAGAACACAGGGAUCGUGGAAGUGGAGGAAGGCGAGCUGAACGGGCAGGAGCUCUGCAUCGCGUCCCACUCCAUCGCCAGGAUGUCCUUCGCAGCCGAGCCCAGGGUGGAGCAGAUAAUGCGGACCUUCCGCCUGACGGCCGACGGGAGGCUAGAGCAGACGGUCUCCAUGGCGACCAGCACCCAGCCGAUGACGCAGCACCUGCACAUCACCUACAAGCGCGUGACGCCUUAGCGGGCGGGAGCGGGGAGCAGCCCCAGAGAAACCAAAUAAAACCCCUUUAUUUUUAUGGCUGCGGUUUUGAACACC